AUGGAGAGCAGCGACCGGGACAUGUACCGCCAGUUUCAGGACUGGUGUCUCAGGACUUACGGGGACUCAGGAAAAACCAAGACGGUGACCCGUAAAAAAUACGACCGGAUCGUCCAGCUCCUGAACGGCUCCGAGUCGAGCUCCACGGAUAAUGCCAAAUUCAAAUUCUGGGUCAAAUCUAAAGGCUUCCAGCUCGGCAACUCGGACGAGGUCAGUGGUGGUGCUGGAGGAGGGAAGCAAGUGCUGUACGUGCCAGUCAAAACCACGGAUGGAGUAGGUGUAGAUGAGAAGCUGUCUUUACGGCGGGUAGCCGUCGUAGAAGAUUUCUUUGACAUUAUCUAUUCCAUGCAUGUGGAAACUGGGCCUAAUGGAGAACAAAUCAGAAAACAUGCUGGACAAAAGAGAACGUAUAAAGCAAUUUCAGAGACCUAUGCCUUCCUACCGAGAGAAGCGGUGACACGAUUUCUAAUGAGCUGCUCAGAGUGCCAGAAAAGAAUGCAUUUAAACCCAGAUGGAGCGGAUCAUAAAGAUAAUGGAAAACCUCCAACCUUGGUGACCAGUAUGAUUGAUUACAACAUGCCGAUUACUAUGGCCUAUAUGAAACACAUGAAGCUGCAGCUACUAAAUUCACAGCAAGAUGAGGAUGAAAGCUCUAUAGAAAGUGAUGAGUUUGAUAUGAGUGACUCGACUAGGAUGUCAGCUGUGAACUCCGAUCUCAGCUCAAAUCUGGAAGAGAGAAUGCAAAGUCCUCAGAACCUCCAGGGCCAGCAGGAUGAUGAUUCAGCCGCAGAGAGUUUUAAUGGCAAUGAGACCGUGGGACACAGUUCCAAUGCUUCAGGGGGAACACACUGCAGGGAGAUGGCAGAAACCAACAGUAAUGGCAAAACAAAUCUGGAGCAGGAUGAGCAGCCUCUGAACCUGAGUGACAGUCCCCUCUCUGCUCAGCUGACUUCAGAAUACAGACUAGAUGAUCACAGCAGUAAUGGAAAGAACAAAUACAAGACUCUUCUAAUUUCUGAUCUCAAGAUGGAACGGGAGGCAAGAGAAAAUGGAAGCAAGUCCCCUGCGCAUAGCUAUUCAAGCUAUGACUCUGGCAAGAAUGAGAGUGUAGGCAGAGGUGCUGAAGAUCUGUCUCUGAAUCGAGGAGAUGAGGACGAGGAUGACCAUGACGAGCAGGAAGAUCCUGAGAAGGUUAAUGAAUCAGAUGGGGUAGAAGCUGAGCGGCUGAAAGCUUUUAACAUGUUUGUCAGGCUGUUUGUAGAUGAAAACUUGGACCGAAUGGUCCCAAUCUCUAAGCAGCCCAAAGAAAAGAUCCAGGCUAUCAUUGACUCAUGCAGGCGACAAUUCCCUGAGUAUCAAGAGCGUGCCAGAAAACGCAUACGUACUUACCUCAAGUCCUGCAGGCGGAUGAAAAGAAGUGGUUUUGAGAUGUCACGACCUAUUCCCUCACACCUUACUUCAGCAGUUGCAGAGAGUAUCCUGGCUUCCGCCUGUGAGAGUGAAAGCAGAAAUGCUGCAAAAAGGAUGCGGUUGGAUAGACAGCAGGAUGAGGCUGCUCCAGCUGACAAACAGUACAAACAGGAGCCAGCCCAGGUCACUUACUCAACAUCAGCUGUUUCCAGCACACAGGAGGUGUUGUACAUCAAUGGAAAUGGGACCUACAGUUACCAUAGUUACAGAGGGCUCGGAGGUGGGCUGCUAAAUCUCAAUGAUGCUUCUAGCAGUGAUCUGCAGCCUACCUCCACCACAGCCACGACUCAGCACUGCAUCCCAGGCACCACGAACGUCCAGUCCCCUUCCAGCUCAGGUCCAACAGAUCUCAGUAUGAAGAGGCAGUUAGCAACCAGCUCUGGAUCCUCCAGUAGUUCAAGCUCUAGACCCCAGCUGAGUCCAACUGAAAUAAAUGCAGUGAGGCAGCUUGUGGCAGGGUAUCGAGAAUCAGCUGCAUUUUUAUUGCGCUCUGCAGAUGAACUGGAAAACCUUAUUUUGCAGCAGAACUGA
This is a messenger RNA of Gavia stellata (red-throated loon), 2001 nucleotides long. RefSeq names its product nucleolar protein 4 (gene NOL4). Bases 1 to 2001 code for a protein of 666 amino acids. The record is from RefSeq and is a predicted model, not a curated record. The transcript has 12 exons. Lineage: Eukaryota; Metazoa; Chordata; Aves; Gaviiformes; Gaviidae.